UCUAGAGUCUAGAUCUAUAACUAAGAGAUCUAGAAUAAUUACUAAAAUUUAAGGAGUCAUCUUUUUUCACAAUACUAUUCUUAGACGAUUUUACUUUUACGUACCUAGUCAAGUUAGUAGUAUUAGUCUAGUGAGUCUAGCUACUAGCUAGAGCUCUAGACAUCUAGAAUAAUCUAGAUAGAUCUAGAUCUAGAUCUAGUUCUAGUUUAGUAGUUUAGUAAGUUUAGGUCACAGUUUAGGAGAGGCUAGAUCUACCACUAGAACUAAGUAUACACACAACCUUGUCUCAGUUUUUCACUGGUCCGGCCUUACGCCAGUUGCUGAUGACGUACAACAUUUUAAAAAGACUAGGCCAUGGAUCUUUUGGUGAUGUUUAUCUUCUAAGAGUUGAAAAUGGUGAUGAAUAUGCCUUAAAAGUUGUGGACACCACCAAACUUGUACAAGUGGAGGACAAGUCUGUUGAUGCUGAGGCCAGGCUGAUGAUGAAACUAUGCCACGCCCACCUGGUCCAGUGCUGUGCCUAUUUCCUUUGCAACAAACACCUGUACCUGCUCACAGAGUUUUGUCGUUACGGCUCCUUGAAAAACUAUUUAAACAACAGCUCCAGCCUUGGUGAGCAUGUUCCAGAGGAGAAAGUUCUCAUGUGGCUCAGUCAGUUAGCUGAUGUUCUUAGAUACCUGCAUGCCAGUAAAGUUAUCCACAGAGACAUAAAGACAGAUAAUAUCUACUUGGAUGACAAGCAGAAUUGUAAACUGGGGGAUCUAGGAAUAGCCAGGGAGAUGACCCACACAGCUGCCGUGGCCAACACCUUUAUUGGCACCUACCUGUAUAUGAGUCCUGAGAUUUUCAAGACCUCUGUCUAUUCUUCUAAGACAGAUAUCUGGAGCUUGGGUUGCUGUAUCCAUGAGGUCAUGACCCUCAGCCCCACAUUUAAAGGAGACAGUUUGGUUCAAGUCAUGGGCAAAAUUACUCGGGGAAAGUUUCCAGCCAUGCCAGAUUUUUACAGCCCAAUACUGCGGCAGCUGGUUGGAACCAUCUUAAAUGUAAACCCGAAGAAACGUCCAGAUGCCACAGAUGUUUUAUAUUAUGUUUGUCAAAUAAAAGGCCAAGCCUACACCCCAGGCCCACACAGAGACAUCCCUAAAAUUGAGAUUGACCAGAUGCAGGUCUGUAAAGCUGUGCAGGACUUUGAGAACUCACCAGGGGGUGACGACCUUCAACCUUUUUUAAACUUCCCAAGCCAGCCUGACACAAAUGUUGUAAGAAGAGCACCACGGCCUCUUCCACAGCCCAGACCCAGGUCAACUGUUCCAAAACAUUCAAAACACAGAGCAGAGAAAUCAAAAUCUUAUCCAAACUUCCAGCCAAAUGAGGCAAACAGUUCUGAAAGUUUAGAAACUUCUGAUACCAUUCCCUCCUACACAACAGACUUGCCACAGACAAAAUUAAAAGAAAAGACAGAAAUUGACAGGGCCACUGUUGGGGCUUCCAUACCCAAUGUUGACAUUCACCAACCUCUAAACAACAGCAGCAAUAACAAAUCAUUGAAGAACUAUUCAACAUCUGAGUCUGAGAGUUUGGUGACCUUGUACACACGAGCCCAAAAGGUCAAGUUCAGUAAAAGAGUCAAUGAGUGACCAGAUGAUGAACUGUACCACAGAUUGUCACAUUGUGUUUUGACGUAUGCUGGCAGCAGCAUAAAGAUUACAGCUGUAGGGAAACUUGCCAACAUACACAUUUAUUUUUUGACUGGUUAAUUAAUUUAUGCUGAAUAAAGUUUUCAGUCAUAGGGAAACUAGCCGACAUACACAUUUAUUUUUUGACUUGUUAUUUAUGCUGAAUAUGUUGCCAAGUGAAAGCUUUAAAUAGAUCAAUGAAGAUGUCCAGUCUGAGAUACUGUUGUAGUGCUGACCACUGACCACACACAUUGCUUGUACACAGAUGAGUGAAGUUGUCAUGACGCAGGUGAAGAUGGUUUUAUUAAUGGGAUAUAAAAGUUCUUCAUAAAAUAUUGAUUGAUGGGAUAUAAAAGUUCAUCAUAAAAUAUUGAUUUAUGGGAUAUUAAAAUUUGUCACAAAAUAUUAAUUAAUGGGAUAUUAAAGUUCAUUGUAAAAUAUUGAUUGAUGGCAAAUAAAAGUUUGUCAUAAGGUAUUGAUUUAUGGGAUGUAAAUGUUCAUCAUAAAAUACUGUUUUAUGUGUUAUCAUACAAUGCUGAUUCAGUACAAUAGAUCUGAAUAUUGUUUUGUUUACUUGCAAAUGGUGUAUUUUUACAUCAACAUUUAUUUUCAUGAUAUAUUUUUGGAAUUAUACAAAGUAUUUUUUUUAUUUUACACAAUAUACCUUUUGUAUCUCAUUUCAAAUGUAUUUGUAAAGAAAAUAUAAUUAUUUUUAUCAUUCAAUUCUAUUAAAUAUGAAUGAAUUUUGUGAUAAUUUUAUUAUAGUGAAACUUGUCUUAAAUCCAAAGUAAGGGAUCUCACUGCUUGUGAUAGGGCAGCACACUAAGGUCAAGGUAAGAUGGCUCUACAUGGCCAUACAAUUAGAUGGCCAAACAAUUCAAAGCCAGUCCUAGCUGAAUGAUCUAACCACUUCAACAUUGUUGACUAUUCUUUUGUUAAGUGUUAUGUAGUAUUAGUAGCAAAUGUUAAGUAUUGUCAUAAAAAUUGUUCGCAAAUAAAAUCUGUUAUUGAUGUCA
Molecule: messenger RNA, 2692 nt
Organism: Physella acuta
Lineage: Eukaryota; Metazoa; Mollusca; Gastropoda; Physidae
Product: serine/threonine-protein kinase nekl-2
Biological process (GO): protein phosphorylation
Molecular function (GO): ATP binding; protein kinase activity
Source: RefSeq, a predicted model, not a curated record